This is a messenger RNA of Sycon ciliatum, 1690 nucleotides long. RefSeq names its product receptor-interacting serine/threonine-protein kinase 4-like. The coding region runs from base 320 to 1000 and encodes 226 amino acids. The record is from RefSeq and is a predicted model, not a curated record. The transcript has 8 exons. NCBI's taxonomy places the organism in Eukaryota, Metazoa, Porifera, Calcarea, Leucosolenida, Sycettidae. Gene Ontology annotation, molecular function: protein binding.
UAUAGCUAGCAAACUAAAGGUCAGAGUUCAAAGGUUCAGUCAGUUGAUCCCUCACAUUUUCCCGUCGCGCAGCUGAAUACUUUCUGGUUGCUCGUCAAGACUUUCGUCCGUUCCUUGCAGUUCAUUAGUAGUCUUGUUCAUGUCCAAGGAACAUCAGGGAGGAGGUUUUGAAACUCAGCCAUAGGUACUGGACUAGAGUAUUUGCAUGUUGAUGUUUUACUUCAGCAGUGCCCUUCCUCGUCGUGUAAAGUUUCAAUUGAAAUAUUUCCAGCAAUUCAGUUAGUCGAGUGGGAGUGGUUCGUAGUGAUUCUUGUGAUCAAUGGAAGCGAGACGGAAGGCGACCAUCCUAGACUAUCUUGAAGAAACUGUGAAGAAAUUUGCUGAUGCAGUUUCUGAGAAAGGGCGAGCGAUGUAUGAGAUUUGGGCGUUGGUGUUCAACGUCCUUCAUCUCCUGCAGAGUAUUGGAGCAGAGAGAGUUAGAUGGUCACCACUUGGUGCGGUAAUCCCAUUUUCCUACACACUAGGAGUCACGAUGAUACUUGUUCUCUGCCAUUGUGGUGAACAUUUGGGUGAUGAAAUGAUGCAAGGUCUUGUCGACUAUAUUCUUCACUUCAAGACAGUUGAUGUCAAUGAAGAAGAUAAGACCAAAGCCAACUGGACUCUCUUACACCACUGUGCAUAUAAAGGCAAUGCACGUUUAGCAAAACUGCUCAUCGAACGCGGCGCUUGCCUCAACACACAGUCCAGCAUGGGACGAUUUACUCCACUGCACUGGGCAGUCUACAUGAACAAGAUCAAUGUUGUCAAGGUGAUACUGUCACAUGACAGUGACAGUGUCACCUUGGAUACUGCACUGCUUGACUGGAAUGGUGACACAGCAUUGGACCUAGCAAAGCUACGUGGUCAUGAUGAAUGUGUGCAGCUUCUCACACAGCAUGCAGCUGACAAGGUAAUCUAUGGCCAGGCAAAGAAGAAAAAGCUAAACACACGUUCAAACUGACACUGUUGCCAUGCUGACUCGGAAAGUUGAAACGUAGCCAGAUGAGGACCCUAAUUUACACAGACACGUCACCUGGUUAUACAUGUGUGAACAAGUCGCCAUUUUCUACCGCGUGUUGUCAAUUUUCCCGUGUGUAGUCAAUUCUACCGCGUGUUGUCAAUUCUAGCGUAUGUGUAUAAUAAUUACACGGUACAUUCUUGGUAAAUUGCUGGACGUAGGCAGUAAACUACCAGCUGAUUGAUUUUUUCUUACAUUACACAUUGUCUGCUGAAUACAUUACAUACAUCUUAUUUGGCAUACUCUUUACAACUAAAUUUCAUGAAUAAUUCUGAUUAUUGCUCUCACCUGGUGUAUAAACUGCAUACAAGUGGCUGAUUGGUGUUCUAUGCCUGUUUACAAUGUGAUUUAAGUUCAUUUACUUCAUUUUCUUCUUCAAGACAUUCUCCGCUUGCUCUGGUUUCCUUUCCAUGUACCUGUAGGUGUGUUGGAUGUGACUAAUAUUGGAAUGAUUUGACUUUAGGUUGACUAGCCGUUGUGUACUUCUAAUUACCCCUUCCUAUGGUACAUUACUGACUUUGUCACUGGCUCUGCUUUUUGUAUUUUAUUAUCUGCACAUACAUGUAAAUGUAUUGGAGCCUGUGAUAAGAUGGACCCCGUGGGAAACAGCAAGGUUAGGUUUUCUAAAACUUG